AUGGUGAAGAAGCUGGGUACAGCAGCCAGUACCAGGAUUACAGCAGCUGGGUACAACAGCCAGGACCAGAGUUACAGCAGCUGGGUACAGGAGCCAGCACCAGAGUUACAAUGGCAGGGUACAGCAGCCAGGGCCAGCGUUACAGCAACUGGGUACAGCAGCCAGGGCCAGAGAUACAGCUGCUUGGUACAGCAGCCAGGACCAGAGUUACAGCAACUGGGAACAGCAGACAGCACCAUAGUUGCAACAGCUGGGUACAGCAGCCAGGGCCAGGAUUACAGCAGCUUGGUACAGCAACCAAGGCCAGAGAUACAGCUGCUUGCCAGCACCAGAGUUACAGUAGAAGGGUGCAGCAGCCAGCACAAGAGUUACAACAGCCGGGUACAGCAGCCAGCACCAGAGUUACAGCAGCGGGACAGCAGCCAGCACCAGAGUUGCAACAGCUGGGUACAACAGCCAGGACCAGAGUUCACAGCUGGGUACAGCAGCCAGCACCAGAGUUACAACAGCUGGGUACAGCAGCCAGCACCGGAGUUACAACAGCAGCCAGCACCAGAGUUACAACAGCUGGUGCAGCAGCAGAACCAGGUUACAACAGCUGGGUACAGCAGCAACACCAGAGUUGCAGCAGCUGGGCAGCAGCCAGCACAAGUUAUAACAGCUGGGCCAGCCAGCACAAGGUUACAACAGCUGGGUCACAGCAGCCAGCACCAGAGUUACAACAUCCAGUACCAGCAGCCAGCACCAGAGUUACAACAUCCAGUACCAGAGUUACAACAGCUGGGUACAGCAGCCAGCACCAGAGUUAUAACAGCUGGGCACAGCAGCCAGCCAGAGUUACAACAGCUGGGUACAGCAGCCAGCACCAGAAUUACAACAACCAGGACUAUAGUAACAGCACGUGGGUACAUCAGCCAGCACCAGGUUACAGCAGCUGGGUACAGCAGCCAGCACCAGAGUUACAACAGCUGGUACCGCAGCCAGCAACAGAUUUACAAAGCUGGGUACAAGCCAGCACCAGAGUUACAACAGCUGGCAGCCAGCACCAGAGUUGCAGCAGCUGGGUACGCAGCCCAAGUUCAACAGCCAGGACCAGAGUUACAGCAGCUGGGUGCAGCAGCCAGCACCAAGUUACAACAGCUGGGUACAGCAGCCAACACCAGAGUUACAACAACUGGCCAGCACCAGUUGCAGCAGCUGGGUACAGCAGCCAGCACAAGUUACAACAGCCAGGACCAGAGUUACAACAGCUGGGUACAGCAGCCAGCACCAGAGUUGCAGCAGCUGGGUACAGCAGCCAGCACCAGGUUACACCAGCUGGGUACAGCAGCCAGCACCAGAGUUACACAGCCAGAAGGUUCAGAGCUGGCGACCAGAGUUGCAGGAGCUGGGUACAGCAGCAUCACAGAGCUACAGCAGCUGGGUACAGCAGCCAGCAAUAGAGAUACAACAGCCAGCACCAGAACUACAGCAGCUGGCAGCCAGUACCCGAGUUACAACAGCUGGGCACAGCAGCCAGCUCCUGAGUUACAGCAGCUGGGUACGAGCCAGCACAGGUUACAACAGCCAGCACCAGAGUUACAACAGCUGGGCACAGCCUCCAGCACCAGAGUUACAACAGCUGGGUACAGCCUCCAGCACCAGAGUUACAACAGCUGGGUACAGCAGCCAGCACCAGAUUUACAACAGCUGGGUACAAGCCAGCACCAGAGUCACAACAGCUGGGUACAGCAGCCAGGACCAGAGUUGCAGCAGCUGGGUACAGCAGCCAGCACCAGAGUUACAACAACUGGGUACAGAAGCCAGCACCAGAGUCACAACAGCUGGGUACAGCAGCCAGGACCAGAGUCACAACAGCUGGGUACAGCAGCCAGCACAAGUUACAACAACUGGGUACAAGCCAGCACCAGAGUCACAACAGCUGGGUACAGCAGCCAGGACCAAGAGUUACAACGCUGGCAGCCAGCACCAGAGUUACAGCAGCCAGGACCAGAGUUACAACAGCUGGGUACAGCACCAAGCACCAGAGUUGCAGCAGCUGGGUACAGCAGCCAGCACCAGAGUUACAACAGCUGGGUACAGAAGCCAGCACCAGAGUCACAACAGCUGGGUACAGCAGCCAGGACCAGAGUUGUGGCUGGGUACAGCAGCCAGCACCAGAGUUACAACAGCCAGGACCAGAGUUACAACAGCUGGAUACAGCAGCCAGCACCAGUGUUACAGCAGCUGGGUACAUCAGCCAGCAUCAGAGUUACAGCAGCCAGGACCAGAGUUACAACAGCUGGGUACAGCACCCAGCACCAGAGUUGCAGCAGCUGGGUACAGCAGCCAGCACCAGAGUUACAACAGCUGGACAGCAGCCGCACCAAUUACAACAGCCGGACCAGUGUUACAGCAGCUGGGUACGCAGCAGCACCAGAGUUGCAGCAGCCAGGACCAGAGUUACAACAGCUGGGUACAGCAGCCAGCACCAGAGUUGCAGCAGCGGGUACAGCAGCCAGCACCAGACAGCCAGCACCAGAGUUACAACAGCUGGGUUCAGCAGCCAGCACCAGAGUUGCAGCAGCCGGGUACAGCAGCCAGGACCAGAGUUACAACAGCUGGGUACAGCAGCCAGCACCAGAGUUACAACAGCCAGGACCAGUGUUACAGCAGCUGGGUACAGCAGGCAGCACCCAGAGUUGCAGCAGCUGGGUCAGAGCACCAGAAUGGGGUCCAGAGUUACAGCAGCUGGUCAGCAGCCAGCACAAGUUACAACAGCUGGGUACUGCAGCCAGCACCUACAGCCAGGUCAGGUUCAGCAGCUGGCUGCAGCCAGGACCAAGUUAUAACAGCUGGGUACACCAGCACCAGAGUUCAGCAGCUGGGUACAGCAGCCAGCACCAGGAUUACAACAGCCAGCACCAGAGUUACAGCAGCUGGGUACAGCAGCCAGGACCAGAGUUACAACAGCUGGUACAGCAGCCAACCAGAGUUACAACAGCCAGGGCCAGUGUUACAGCAGCUGGGUACAGCAGCCAGCACCAUUGCCAGCACCGGUUACAGCAGCUGGGUACGAGCCAGGACCAGAGUUACAGCAGAUGGGUACAGCAGCCAGCACCAGAGUUACAACAGCCAGCACCAGAGUUACAGCAGCUGGUACAGCAGCCAGGACCAAGUUACAACAGCUGGGUACAGCAGCCGCCACAACAGCCAGGUCCAGAGUUACAGCAGCUGGGUGCAGCAGCCAGGACCAGAGUUACAACAGCUGGGUACAGCAGCCAGCACCAGAGUUACAACAGCUGGGUACAGCAGCCAGCCAAGUUACACAGCUGGGUACAGCAGCCAGCACCAGAGUUACAACAGCCAGGACUGUUGUUAGCUGGCAGCUGGGUACAGCAGCCAGCACCAGGAUUACAGCAGCUGGGUACAGCAGCCAGCACCAGAGUUACAACAGCCAGCACCAGAGUUACAGCAGCUGGGUACAGCCGGACCAAGUUACAACAGCUGGGUACAGCAGCCAGCACAAGUUACAACAGCAGGACCAGUGUUGCAGCAGCUGGUACAGCAGCCAGCACCAGGUACAGCAGCUGGGUACAGCAGCCAGCACCAGAGUUACAACAGCCAGCACCAGAGUUACAGCAGCUGGGUACAACAGCCAACACCAGAGUUACAACAGCUGGGUACAGCCAACCAGCACCAGAGUUACAACAGCCAGCACCAGAGUUCCAGCAGCUGUGA
Molecule: messenger RNA, 3720 nt
Organism: Homarus americanus (American lobster)
Lineage: Eukaryota; Metazoa; Arthropoda; Malacostraca; Decapoda; Nephropidae
Product: polyglutamine-repeat protein pqn-41-like
Exons: 11
Coding region: 1-3720 (1239 amino acids)
Source: RefSeq, a predicted model, not a curated record